Galendromus occidentalis (western predatory mite) is the source of this 5220-nucleotide messenger RNA. RefSeq lists its product as uncharacterized. Bases 1 to 5220 code for a protein of 1739 amino acids. The record is from RefSeq and is a predicted model, not a curated record. The transcript is spliced from 6 exons. NCBI's taxonomy places the organism in Eukaryota, Metazoa, Arthropoda, Arachnida, Mesostigmata, Phytoseiidae.
AUGCCUGGCGACCGAUUGAGCGAAUCUGCGGCGGCGGCCGCCUUCAUGGCGCACGCGUUGCAGCAAGCGCAGCAGCACCACCACCAGCAGCAGUUGGCCAACGCUCAGGUCGCGGCAGCUGCAGCGGCAGCUGCUGCGGCGGCAGCGGCUCAAGACGCCAAAAACAACAAACGUCGGAAACAAAGUAAACCCGUCCGCUAUGCACUCGGUGAAGGACCCGGAGGCGGCGGCGGAGGUGUAGGUGGGGGAUCCGCAGGUGGAACCGACGAUCCUGGAACCAUCUCCGCCGUAGACGAGGACAGCCGGUCGUCCGGGACGUCGAGUAGGCUCUCGUCGUCGAUCGCCGACCUGCAAUCGUCGAUCGGACAACACAAACGGAAGUUUUCCGAGGACGACAGUGACGCAAUGGACAAUGCGGGAUUGGUGGCCGCCGCUCUCCGGAUAAAGUGUCCCCACUGCGGAGAUGGUUUCCCCACCGAGGAAAUGGUGAAGCUCCACAUUGAAGAGGAGCAUGUACAGAAAGCGCUCGAGAAGCAGCUGCAACACGCGAGUGCGAACAAGGGACGAGGCCAGGAGCGAGAACUGGCCGCUCUUGCCUCGAUGUUCCAACACGCGGCCGCGCAGGCGAACAAUUCCGCCGUCGACAGCACGAAACGUGACGGCCUGAGCACGGCGGUGGAUUUCGCGAAGAAUUUCCAAUUUCAUCCGCUGCUCCCCAUCUCGCCCCAACAACAGCAACAACAGCAGCAACAACAACAACAACAGGUCGACAGCGCUAAGCUUCAGCAGAUGAUGUUCUCGAACCCAAUGGCAUCGCUUCUGUUUUCCGGUCUCCAAACGAAUCAGCCGCCGUCGACGCCGGCGAACACUAACGGCGGAGGAGUCGUCGUCCCGCCCUCGACGCCGGGCGGCAUGCGAAUCUUCAACCCCGAAGCCUAUUGUGAGUUGUGUAACAAGGAGUUCUGUAACAAGUACUUUCUCAAAACCCACAAGGCGAACAAACACGGUAUCUACUCAGUGGAGUCGCUGGUUAGUUCUUCUCCCGGUUUCGCUUCGACCCAGUCGCAGGCCCAGCAGUUGCUGGCGUUGACGGCAGGGAGAGUUCAGUCUUCGGGCCCUCAGCACCAACAGCAGCCAGGAAUUGUCAACAUGGAGUCGUUCUGCGAUAUUUGCCAAAAGGAAUUCUGUAACAAGUAUUUCCUCAAAAAACACAAACAGAAGAUCCACGGAAUCGUCGUGGAUCCCCAACAGCAGCAGCAACAGCAGCAGCAACAAGCGACGCAAGCGUCGGGUGCAGCAGCAGCAAUGGAUGGUGCGGGAGACGCGAAGCGGGGCGGCCAAGCCAUCGCGAGCGAGUCCGAUAAGUCCGACUUCCUGCUUGCAAAGUUCUCGGCAUCAGUUCCGACGCCGACGCGAACGCCGCCCACGCAAUUCCCCCUCGUCGGUGGGGGUGGUUCGUCGAACGUCGACUCGAGCGGGCGGCAUAAUGUUCAGGAGCAUUGCAGUGUGUCUCUCGGCAGUAUAUCUUCAUCGAGCUCGACCACGACCAAUUCGACAGGUGUCAACGCAGCUGCUGUCACCGCUGGUGGUGGUGGUGCUGCCUCAUCGUCGACGUCGUCCAACAAUCUCCAAUCCCCCUUCACCGCUGAGAAGCUCCGCGAGAUGGGCGUCAUCAAUCCCGAAGCGUUUUGUGAAAUCUGUUGUAAGGAAUUUUGUAACAAAUACUUUCUGCGAACCCACAAAGCCAACAAGCACGGAAUUCCGGACCCGUUCUACAAGCAGACCGAGCGGGCUCUACAAGACGUUCCGGAGAACCUUUCGCCAAGUGGUGUUGGAAGUGCUGGAAGUGAUGCUAACGGUGGUAGUGCUGGAAUCAGUGGUGGCAACAACAACAACAUCAGUAGCAGCAGCAACAACAACGGCAACAGUGGUAGCAAUGCAGGUGGCAGCGCGGGUGCGAACGAUUCCGAGCCGGGAAUGCUGCGCUCGGCCGCAGAUUUUGAUCUCUCAUCGCGGAACGGCGAGUUCAGUUGCGAUGUUUGCCAAAGAAGCUUCUCCAAUCAGUAUCUGCUCAAGAUUCACCGGUUUUACAACCACAACAUUCCGUAUAUCAAACAGGAGGACCAGGAGCAGCAGCAGCAGCAACAAUCGAUGAAAUCAUUAAAUCAGAACCUGAUCGGGGAUGGAGCCUCGUCUCCUGUUCUAGCUUGUAGUACUACUAAUAAUAAUACGCCGUGUAAGAAAGACGGAUCGCUGUCAGCCAACGUCAUCAAGCACGAUGCCGCUCACGAUGGCAACGAUGCCAACGAUGACGCCGACAACGACGACGAUGACGACGAAGACGGUGACGGCGAAGUUGUCAUGAGGAAGCCUGCCGGGCUGGAGACCGACCCCGAGUCCGAAAUGAAGACUAAAGAAUCUCAAAAGGCAGAUGAUGAGGAGGACGACCUUGGUACCUCGUCCCCAGAUGACGCUGCGAGCCAGGACAUACAGAAACUGCAAAGCAUGAUCCGCGACCUCACGGCCAACGCGCUCGUGAACGAAGGCCGCGUCACCUGUAACGUGUGUCGCGGGGAGUUCGAGAACAAGUUCUACCUCCGCGGUCAUAUGAUGAACGAGCACGGGGUACUUCUCGGAGAUGACGGUUCGACGACCGACAUCUUCGGCAACAGCACCCCGGCUUUUUCUGCUACAGGUGGACCCAUCGACUCGGAGGCGUACUGCGAGAUCUGCCAGAAGGAGUUCUGCUCGAAAUACUUUCUCAAGACACACAAGCAGAACAUCCACGGCAUCUCGGCCGAUUCGAUCAUGACGCCGACCGCGUCGCCGGGCCAGCGACGCGGCGACAACAAGAGCCCCCGCAGCCAGCAGAUGGCGAUCCCAUCCGCCAACAGCGCGGCGGUGGCGGCGGCGAGUCCCAACGAGCAGCAGCAGUUGAGCCAGGCAACGCAAGCGAUGCAAGUGGCGGCGCUCUACGGAGCCUCGCAAAUGAAUCUCCAGCAGGUUGGCGGCGGCCAAGGCGGUGGAAUCCACAAGUCGUCUGAGAAGCCGCUGUCUGUCCCCAUUCCUUCAGUUCCUCCUUCAUCUACUGCCAACAACGCCGCACAGCGCAGCUUCGUUACGGGUAGAAACUACUGCAAUAUCUGUAACAAAGAGCUGUGCAACAAGUACUUCAUGAAGACUCACAUGCUCAAGAUGCACGGUAUCAACCUCGAUGAGCAGCCGGCCGAUGCGGCCAAAAACUCCAUCAUCGGCGGGGUCACUUGCGAGAUUUGCCAGAAGGAGCUGUGUUCGAAGUACUUCCUCAAAGUGCACAAGCAGAACACUCAUGGCAUCUACGAAGAUCCCCCGCCGGGUAAAGAGAAUUCCCUAUCCCUGGUCCCCUCCGAUUAUCUAUUCGGUGGUGGCGGUGCCGGUGGCGGGAGCCAGAGCGCAAGCCCCGGAGGCGACCUCGAUCACGGCUCUCGAAACAUGAGCCAAUACACCGAAGUCUGCCCGUUGUGCGACCGACGCUUCAAGAGCAUAAAAUGGCUGAAGACGCACAUGAUGAACGAUCACAGCGAUACGCUGAAGGAGAACCUUCCCUUCCCUCCCAAUGAUCCUACCGGGGCCUUGCUGGCCCUAAUGCCUCCCUCCCGAAUGUGCGUCGUGUGCGGCCAAACGUUCCCGGACAAGGUCGCUCUGCAGAUCCACCUGAUCAAGGAGCACCGAACCUCGUCCGAGGAACUCGGUUUCAUGAACCUGAGCAGUCGGCCCUCUCCGUCCCGGGACACUUCCACACCCUCGAACGACAACAGCAACGGCUCCACCCCAACAAAUAUCAUCAACAACAACAACAGCAUCAUCGGUGGCAAUAGCAACAUCCUUCACCACAACAAUCCGCAGACGCCAUUUAAGCUGUCGAACGGUUCUGUUUCACCUUCUCCCUCGAGCCAAAUGUCCCUCCGUAGUCCAGCCGUAGCGGCCGCCCUCCAGCACGCCCUGCACGGCGUGGGCGGUGUUGCCGCCGCGGCCGCAGCGGCGGCAGCGGCGGCGGCCGCCGGUGGUCUCGGCGGCGCUCUUUUCAAGCGACCCCUGAACGGUGGCCAAAACAGUUUUCAACAAUCUUCGAAUCAACUUGGAGCCGCGACAGGACUCCUCGAUUUCCCUGCGCCCGGCUCCAAGGUCUACAAUUGCUUCUACUGUGUCUAUUCUACGCGAUGGUUGUCGAACUUGUACGCGCACGAAAAGAAGCAUAUCGGAGUGAUCAUGGAUACGAAUAGCAGCAACAAAUCGUCCGUGGAACGUCGUUUCGUUUGCCGUGUAUGUCAUCGCGCCUACCGUUUCAACCACUCUCUCCAGAUACACAUGUUAGGCCACCGGUCGUCUGCGAAAAAAUUGAGCGCGGUCGCAGCCGCGAGCUCGCCACCCCCGCCGGCGAGCGCGUCGUUGUCCGCCAACGUCGUUGUCGUCCCCCCCACCUCCAACCCGUCUCAGGAUCAGAGCCAACAGCCAGAAGCGGCGGCGGCGGCGGCCGUCAGCGGCGCCCCGAACGCGGAGCAGCCCGAAGAUUUGUCAAAGUCCGCUACUCCCACAAGUCUUCCCUCAUUGUCGUUCGAUCAUCCCGAUCAGAGUCUGGUGAAACGAGUUUAUCGAUGCAGCCGAUGCGCUCAGCGCUUCGAAUCCAAGGACCGAUGCCAGCAGCACAUUCAGCAAUUCCACGCCCUGCAGCGCAAGUUCGGCGCCGGAAAACAGAAGUCCUGCAAGCCGUACAAAUGCCGUAUCUGUGGUUUCGGAACCCGGUCGUGGAACGCCCUCAAAAUACAUAUCACCAAGCAGCAUCAGCUACCACAAAACAAGCAAAUGAACGCGGCGGCCGGCAUGGAAUCGAACGAACUCGAUCCGCUGUUACCCGAAGUUUCUCUGCUCGAGCAGACGCCGGACAUCGCGGUCACGCUGAGCCGCACCGUCCCGCCGGUGCAUACGCCCCCUCCGGGGUUCACGAGUGCCAACAUCAACAACAACGGCCAGCAACUGCCGAUGACGUACGUGAUCCCGCAAAGCGAGCCCACGCCGUUCAUCCUGCAGCCGUUUCUUCUCGACCACCGUAAGGAGCAGGAAAACGUUCCAGUCCCGCCACCUGAAGACCAGUUCAAGUUUGUGCCGUCGCUCGUCUAUCUCCCGGUAUGCCGGAAAGUCUCGCAGCCCAUGACUGUCGCGUUCACACUCACCCCCGCUUAG